AUGGAAAACUUUUGCAAUUUUGGUGAGAUAAGUUUCAGUGCAAUUGAGGACAAACUUAGUUCAUCCAAUGAUACUUUCUGGCAUACCAAAAAAGUUACUGCAAUGAAAAAUGUUCAAUUUUCUGUAGCAGAAGAUCAAGGAGACCAUAAUGGCAUUGAGUCUCUUCGCUCAAAUUUUGGUUUCUUUCCGCAAGAAGAAGAGUUACUUCUUUCCACUAAUCAACAAAAGUUUCAUCAUCAAGAUUAUGAACCUUUUGAUAAUCUACAAUUUGAUAUGGUUCAAUUUGAUGAACAGUUUGAAACCAAAACUCUUCCACUUUGUGACACAAAAAAGGGCAAACAAUAUUACCAAAAUACCCCUUUAGCUGCACCAGUUGAAAUAUUGAAGAAUUAUGGCAAAGGAUUCAAGAGGUUAUUACCUGAUGAAGGAAAAAUCCUUCAUCCUGUCAAUGAUUUUGGUUUAGUCACGGAUAAUGAAAAUGAGAGAAAGUUGUCGACCACAGAUAUCAUGAAGAUAGCUGGAACUAAGUUCAUACAAUCAUCAUCUUCAUCAGAUCAUUCUGCAUCAGGUUUGAUUCUUAAUCACCCUUUUGGUUUUUCUUUCUCCGGUCUAUCCGAUGAAGAGAAAGAAGAUAUUUCACUUGCUGAAUCACUCUUAACUUGUGCUGAGAAAGUUGGAUAUCAACAAUUUGAACGCGCUAGAAAAGUUUUAUCACAAAUUGAGUCUUUAUCUUCGAAGACAGGUAACCCGGUUAAGCGCGUGGUUCAUUAUUUUGCCGAAGCUCUUCGUCAAAGAAUCGACAAAGAAACAGGUAGAGUAUCUAUUAACAAUAUGCAAAAGAAGGAAUCUUUAUUUGAUCCUGAAGCGGAAACCAAGGAUCUAAAUCCGACCCUUGUCGCGUUUAUUGAAGAUCUUCCAUUUUGUAAAGUUGCAAUGUUCACAUGUGUACAAGCUUUAAUAGAAAAUGUAACUGAUGCAAAGAAGAUUCAUGUUAUUGAUCUCGCAAUUCGAAAAGGGUUACAGUUGGCAAUCCUAAUGCAAGCGCUUCAAUCGAGAAACGAAUGUCCACUCGAGCUUCUAAAGAUAACAGCUAUUGAGAGCGGAAACACAGACACUUCAAAGCUUGCAGUCGAAGACACUGGUAAGAGAUUGAAAGAAUUUGCGCAAAGUUUGAACAUACCUUUUUCAUUUGAUAUAAUUAUUGUAUCUGAUUGGUUAAACCUAAGAGAAGAUCAUUUUAAGAUAGAUUCAGACGAAACUGUUGCGGUUUAUUCUCAAUUUGCGCUUAGAUGCAAGAUUCAACAAUCCGACCAGCUUGAAACAGUCAUGAGAGUGAUUAGAACUAUAAAUCCAACAGUAAUGGUUGUCGCCGAGAUUGAAGCAAAUCACAAUUCUAAAUCUUUUGUUAACCGUUUCAUCGAAGCACUUUUCUACUUUAGUGCAUUUUUCGAUUGUUUAGAGGAUUGCAUGAAAGGCGAUGAGAAAAAUAGAAUGAUUAUGGAAUCAAUGUAUUUUAGUCAUGGUAUAAGGAAUAAUGUAGCUGAAGAAGGAGCUGAAAGAAAGAGUAGAAAUGUGAAGAUUGAUGUGUGGAGAGCAUUUUUUAGUAGAUUUGGAAUGGUUGAGACAAAAUUGAGUAUGAUAUCUUUGUAUCAAGCUGAAUUGGUUGCUAAAAGAUUUUCUUGUGGAAGUUCUUGCACAUUUGAUAUGAAUGGUCAUUGUCUUCUUGUUGGAUGGAAGGGAACACCUAUUAAUUCUGUUUCUGUUUGGAAAUUCAUUUGAUAUAUUUGGUAAAUGCAAGUGAAUUUUUGUUUCUUAUUGUUCAAAAAUUUAUGUGAAGUUAGUUCUUAUUGUUAAAAGUAAUUUAUGUUUUUUUUGCUAUAUGAAUGGUAGAGACUACAAUACCUAGGUCACUACUAUCUUGAUUUGGCUUCAUGAUACUACUUUAAAUUUAUAACUACAUUUUUCUUUUAAUC
Messenger RNA from Trifolium pratense (red clover), 1973 nucleotides. Its product is annotated as DELLA protein RGL2-like. Lineage: Eukaryota; Viridiplantae; Streptophyta; Magnoliopsida; Fabales; Fabaceae. The record is from RefSeq and is a predicted model, not a curated record. Gene Ontology annotation, molecular function: DNA-binding transcription factor activity; sequence-specific DNA binding. The coding region runs from base 1 to 1779 and encodes 592 amino acids. Gene Ontology annotation, biological process: regulation of DNA-templated transcription. The transcript has a single exon. Gene Ontology annotation, cellular component: nucleus.